AGACUAGGCUGCAGACAGAGAAACAGCGAGUCACAUUUCCUUCUGAGAAAAGCAACAAAGAAUGGGAGGCAAAGCAUCAAAACAGGAAACAGCAGCAUCAAAUCUGGAAUCAGCAGCAUCAAAACCAGAAUCAACAACAUCAAAAACAACAAGCCCAGAUAUCGAAUUGGAAAAACCAUGGAGGAAAUUUGAUUGGGAGAUCACGAAACACCUUUUUCAGCACCGAAAGAAGGAAGUGCUGAAGAAACGCCUAGAAAUGUUCUCUGUGAAUCAUCCAGAUGUAAAGCACAUCAAGAUCCUGGUAGCUGGACAAGUCGGAGCAGGAAAGUCCAGUUUUAUUAAUUCUGUCAACAACGCCUUCCGAGGACGAAUGACAAGUGAAGCAAUAGUUGAUCAAAGUAGUGGCAAAAGUUUUACAAAAAAUUUGAAAUCACACAGAGUCAGAGGUGCAGAUGGUGAUUUGCCUUUUGUCUUGACUGACAUAAUGGGUUUACAACCUAAGGUAUUGGAGGGGUCUCAGCCAGAAGAUAUCAUCAAAGCCAUAUACGGACAUGUGAAGGAUGAGUACAAAUUCAAUGAAGAGGAGCCGCUCAGUCACACCAGUGAAGAUUACGUCAGUGAUCCUUUACUGUCUGAUCAAGCUUUCUGCCUGGUUUACAUUGUGGAAGCAAAUACAAUCGAAGGUGCAAGUGAUCAACUUGUUGACAAAUUGAAGAUUAUCCGCAGAAGAGUCAGUGAUAAAAGGAUUCCUCAAGUGAUCAUCAUGACUAAAGUGGAUGAAGCAUGUCCACUGGUGAAAAAUGACCUAAAGAAGGUACACACCAGCAAGAAGAUCAAAGAGAAGAUGCAAUUGUGCAGUGAGAUGAUUGGGGUGCCAAUGAACUGCAUCUUUCCAGUGAAGAACUACCAUGAUGAGAUCGACACAGAUGAUGAUGUUGAUGUUCUGAUUCUAAAGGCUUUUGACCAAAUUGUAAACUUUGCUAAUGAUAGACUGAUGAAUGCUGCUUCCAACUGACAUAAACUUUAUGCAUGCACCGAAUGCUGACAAUAUUCAUCUGCCCAAUAACAGGGAAAACAGCACAUGGAAUGCACAUUGAUGAGAUUUAACAAAAACUAUAUAUGCAUGCACAGAAGACCUUGUUCCAUAUAUGCACGCUUCAAGGCAGUCUUUCAAAAGCUUCAGUGUUAGUAAUAUCAUAUCAUGUAUUAUGAUUUAUAUUUAUUAUUACACAGUAUUCCCCAAUAACAACUGUCGUCAUUAGCCAAAUAACCACUUAAGCCAUUUUUAAAGACAUAGUAAUACAGUGGUCAGCAUCCUUUAUGUCACAGUUGAAACAAUGU
Messenger RNA from Labeo rohita (rohu), 1341 nucleotides. It is a transcript of the gene ifi44d, whose product is annotated as interferon-induced protein 44d. Bases 62 to 1015 code for a protein of 317 amino acids. The transcript is spliced from 8 exons. The record is from RefSeq and is a predicted model, not a curated record. Lineage: Eukaryota; Metazoa; Chordata; Actinopteri; Cypriniformes; Cyprinidae.